Messenger RNA from Aedes albopictus (Asian tiger mosquito), 3332 nucleotides. Its product is annotated as BTB/POZ domain-containing protein KCTD3. The transcript is spliced from 7 exons. Gene Ontology annotation, molecular function: protein binding. The record is from RefSeq and is a predicted model, not a curated record. The coding region runs from base 393 to 2771 and encodes 792 amino acids. Gene Ontology annotation, biological process: protein homooligomerization. NCBI's taxonomy places the organism in Eukaryota, Metazoa, Arthropoda, Insecta, Diptera, Culicidae.
CGCUGCUGUCUCUCUCCCUUGAAUGUUGUGAAAAUUUUCGUCGUCGCGCGAGGUGGUGCGUGUUUAUCUCUGCGUGCUAAUCGAAAUAAAAUCGGAAAAUUUUGCGUUAAUCCGGACGAAACGGUGACCGAAAAGAUGAACAUCGUUUUCUGAAAGUGAUCCAGUGACGAAUUCCAGCGGGGAAUCCGUUCGGCACCCGGGGGCUGUAGUGCAAAAAGCGGAUCGAAUCGAAUCACUUUCUUCGUUUCGUCGUCGUCUUUCACUGCGGUCGUGUUUGUUGUUGGGGGCGGAGGACGAGCAGCAGCCCCAACCCAACCCAACAUCAGAAGAGGGCCCCGCGCAAGGAAAAUUUAUUGUUCAGCAGCAGCAGCAGCAGUGUUGUGAAAAAGAAGAUGGCCUUUUCCAGCCACAUCAGCGAUAUCGUCAAUUUGAAUGUUGGAGGAACUAGAUUCUCAACGUCCCGUCAAACGUUAACCUGGGUACCGGACACUUUCUUCACGUCCCUACUGAACUCGGAACGAAAUGGUCGGAUUUCGAGCCUGCGAGACGAAACGGAUGCCAUCUUUAUCGAUCGGGACCCGAAACUGUUCUCCAUCAUACUGAACUAUCUGCGCACCAAGGAAAUUGACAUCAAGUCAUGCGAUAUCCGAGUGCUGCGACAUGAGGCUGAAUUCUAUAAUAUAUCUCCGCUCAUCAAGCGGCUUAUGCUGUGCGAAGAGAUGGACCAGUCCAGCUGUGGCGAUGUGCUGUUCUACGGAUAUCUUGCUGCGCCAAACAUUCCAUUGCAAGAAGUGACGCUACCUUCAUCAUCAACCAGUUCCGUGAGCGGUAUUGUCGUAUCCAGCUCUUCAUCUGGUUCGAAUGGUUCCACCCAAACAGCUCAAUCCAAGGAACCUCAACCUAGUGCUUCCGGUCAACCAUCAAUAUCAUCACAGCAGUCGGCCGGAGUGGCGCCUCUGUCUAUUGCUUCCGGCAGUGGUGUUUGCCAUCCGCCCUCGAACCCAAGACCCGGAUCGAUGGUACGAGUUCCAGAGUUCUCCCAAAGCUCGGGAUCAUCCGGAAGUAGUACCGGCGGAGGAGCUAGUGGAUCUCGCCAUGCUGGUCACUCUCGAAAUUCGUCGUGGGAUCUUCGGGUGUCGUACAACGGGAACGGACGAAACUCCCAGUGGGCUCCCGGACAUUCCAGAACGGCCUCGUUGGACAUGAUGCGUCACCAUUCUCGAAACUCUUCCGUUGAUCUGAACAAGUAUAUCAGGAAUGACGUGGGGCUGGUCUUUGGACCAGGCCAGUCAUCCGGCUGGUCCGAUCCGAUGCGGGUCCAGAUCAUCAAAGCUCACCACAACUGGAUUUUGGUGGCUUAUGCUCAUUUUGUCACGUGCUACCGGCUGAAGGACUACUGCGGCUGGCAGCAGAUCUUCGUUUCGCCGUACGUGGAGUGUCCGAUCGAGCGGAUCGCCAUCAAUGCCAAAAUGAGCCUGGCCACGUCGGCCGGCGAGCAGUCUCACAGCAAAAUGGUAGCAAUCUCAUACGGCAGUCAGAUCCGACUGUGGGGAAUCUCUGAGGACGGCGGCAAAACCGACGUCGGAAUCUUCAACCUGCACGUCCGGGUCGAGUAUCUGUUCUUCAUCGGGAGCCAGCUGGUGGCACUUUCGUCGUCCGGUAAGAUCGGCGUGUGGCACGCAAUGACCCAGCACUGGCAAAUUCAAGAUCUCGUUCCGAUUCUGGCGUUCGAUACGGCCGGGUCGUUUCUGCUGCUCGGGUGUAACAAUGGCUCGAUUUACUAUAUUGAUAUGCAAAAGUUCCCGCUGCGAAUGAAAGACAAUGAUCUGCUGGUAACCGAGCUGUACAAAGAUCCAUCGAACGACUCGAUAACAGCUAUCUCGGUGUACUUGACGCCGAAGACUACAACACCGGGAGACAAAGAAGGUCUAUCCGGUAACUGGAUCGAAAUCGCCUACGGGACCAAGUCCGGUUCCGUACGUGUGAUCGUGCAGCAUCCGGAAACCGUCGGUCAUGGGCCGCAGCUGUUCCAAACCUUCACCGUGCACCAGAGUCCGGUGACGAAGGUUACCCUGUCGGAGAAAUUCCUGAUCUCGGUGUGCAGUGAGUACAACCACGUGCGCACCUGGGAAGUCACGCGCUUCCGCGGUAUGAUCUCCACCCAGCCUGGUUCCACGCCGGAGGCGUCCUUCAAGAUUGUGUCGCUGGAGGCCGUAGACUCGACCUACAGCUACUCGGCGGGCAACGACUUCGGUCCCUUCGGCGAACAGGACGACGAGCAGAUCUUCGUGCAAAAGGUGGUUCCGGACACGGACCAGCUGUACGUGCGCCUUGCCUCGAACGGAGAGCGUGUCUGCUUGAUCCGGUCGGUCGAUGGAACCACCAUCACAUCGUUCUGCGUCCACGAGUGUGAGGGCUCCUCUCGGAUGGGAUCUCGCCCGCGCAGGUUCAUCCUGUCGGGUCACUGCAACGGAGCCAUCCAGAUGUGGGAUCUCACGACGGCGUUGGAAAUCUUCAAGAAGAAAGACCAAAACAAGAAGCUGAUCGGUGGUCCCACGGCAGAUGAGCUGAUACGACUGCUGGAUCAGUGCGAUCUGAGCAACAGCCACUGUUCGACGCCCUGCAUGUCCCCGUGUCCGUCGGCGAUCUCAACCGGAGCGGCCACCGUGGCCAGACUGAAACCGUUCAACGUGGCAUUUUUGAAUCAGUCAGCGGCUGCGGCGGCCGCUGGCCCAGGAUGCGCUCCGCCCAAUCCGGACCAACCGAACUGAUCGAGGCUGAGGGGACGACAAGGAAUUUGAAAGUGGCUCUGCUGCUAUCUUCAACUGUACGAUUGAACGAUUUUAGACGUGUGUGAUUAAAAGAAAAUCCGAUAAAACCUUCCUAGGGCAUCCUGGUAAUUGUGAUUUUAUUCUUGUAUCUGAAAAAAGUGAACGUUUUGCGUUUGUCAAUUGCAUUGGGUUUUAUCAGUGUAGGUACAUGGACCUUUGAUUUGUUCUACAGACUUGCUAAACUGUCUUCACUGAUUUGGACGGUGAAUAGUUCAGACAGUUUGGGAUAUGUUCUGCGGAAAACCUAAAAGAAGCGAAUCAAUAAUUAGAAAAGAAAAAAAACUGUAAUGGUCUACAGCCACGGAAUAUAUUUUAUUCAGCACAUACGAGAGCAGUCUUGAAAACAAAACAAAAAUAGUUGACAAAAGUGAUAUUCGCGCUCUUUGAAUUCAAUAUUAUUAUAAUACAUAUGUACUACAAUACUUGUCACGUUAUCAAUAUUUAAACAUAGUCAAUCCUAUAGGGAAGAAUUAUAUUUUUAAUAAAAUCUCGAAAACGUUA